Messenger RNA from Engraulis encrasicolus (European anchovy), 1963 nucleotides. RefSeq names its product lysosomal membrane ascorbate-dependent ferrireductase CYB561A3. The transcript has 7 exons. NCBI's taxonomy places the organism in Eukaryota, Metazoa, Chordata, Actinopteri, Clupeiformes, Engraulidae. Gene Ontology annotation, molecular function: oxidoreductase activity. Bases 563 to 1396 code for a protein of 277 amino acids. The record is from RefSeq and is a predicted model, not a curated record.
AAAAAAAAACUACUUGUCAGACUGAAGUAGAAAAAUAAUGUCGUAAAUCAAUAAUGGAAACGUUACCCUACUAGUAGGCUAAUAAUAAAAAAGAAGGCUACCGCAGAAUUUUACCUCUGGUUGGUUUUGGCCCUUUGGGUGACAUGGGUAGGCUAUGAAACAGCAUUUCCCGUCAUACACUUCGCAAUAAACAAGGAAGUCAGCUGUGUCUGCGUCAAACUGGUCAAAGUUACCAAACCGUCUCUGGUCAAACUGAAAGAAUCGUACAAAACGUCUAUUAAGUGAAUUAAUAGUUAUAGUAAAUGUAGAUCUGUGAGUGUGUUUCAUACAGAAAUGACAUGAACUUUACCUUUAGUUUCCGGUAAUUAUGGAGGUCCCUUUUGGAAGCACAAGACCAAACGUCAGCGGAGCAGAGCAAAGGCAGGCACCUGAGUCUGAAGUGGAACCUUCCUUACAGAAAGAGGAACUGUGCAACCCAAUAAGAAAAUUGGCGGAGGUUUUCUCAUUGGCAUAUGUAAGGGGCUGUUAGCCUGCUAUGAAACCAUCUUGGCUUUCAAGAUAGAUGAGCAGAUCUGGUUUAGAGCUACAGCUGCUCAAAGUGAGAAGUGAGAGGGAUCACAGCUUGUCUUCUCCAUCAGGUGUACCCAGGACUAAAUCCACCGUGAUGUUUUAUCCAUCCUAUUUCUUGUGCCUGUGCCUGGGCAUAUUAUGUGUGGUGUUUGUCUCCUACUGGAAUGCGGAGUGGCGCGGAGGCUUUGCAUGGGAUGGCUCAAGUAAACAGUUCAACUGGCACCCUGUGCUUAUGGUGUCCGGCUUAGUGGUGAUGUAUGGCAAUGCUGCUGUGGUGUAUCGUGUGCCUCUUACCUGGGGACACAGUAAGACACCGUGGAAACUGAUGCAUGCUGCCAUGCUGCUCCUGGCAUUGGUUCUGUCUGUAUUGGGCCUAUGUGCUGUAUUUGACUUCCACAACACCAAAGCCAUCCCCAACUUAUAUUCCCUCCAUAGCUGGAUUGGCAUUUGCACUGUGGCCCUUUUUGCCUUCCAGUGGGUGGUUGGCUUCCUGGCCUUCCUGCUGCCCUGUUCCCCUGUGGAGAUUCGCAAGCUCAUAAAGCCUCUUCAUGUGUGGAUGGGAGCUAUCAUUCUGGUUUUGAGCAUGGUCUCUUGCAUAUCCGGAAUCAAUGAGAAGCUGUUCUUUUCACUGAAAGGGAAUGACAAUGUGACACAGCCUUAUGCCAAGCUGCCUGCUGAAGCCCUCUUUGCCAACUCUCUUGGAGCCCUCAUUGUGCUGUUUGGACUAGUUGUGUUGUACAUCCUCCACAAUCCAACAUGGCGGCGACCUGAGCUGGGGCACGAUGACGGAGAAGGUUAUCGGCCGUUGCCAUGUGAGGAAAGUUGAUGUGCAGCUAUCUCAGGAACCUGAAUAGACAACAAUACCCCCCCACCACCCACCAUCCAUAUGUGUGUCUAUUCAGUAUUCACUGUGUAUAUGAAGUAAUUUAUUUCAAAUUGUGUUUUUUGUUUUGUUUUUUUUUGUUUCAAGCACAAUGCUGUUUUUCCAAACAAAUGCCUAUAAUCUUCAUGAAUUGCACUGUACUAGUCUUUGACAUUGAUUAUACAUUCGUACAUGAAUGAGCGCACUUUAAAACUUAUUAAAAGUAAGCUUACAGUGUCUGGCUAUUGAAGCCACACCAUUUCUAAAGAUUCUUCUAGGUGUUCAUGAACUGCUUUUUUAUUUUGCUUUGUGUAAUGUGUUUCUUUAUUCAGAGAAAGUGCAGUUAAAGUGCCUCAUCUUCGGUAAGGCUAAAGUGGUCCAUUCUAGACCUAAAUAGAGCAAUCAGAGGUGGCAAACUGCUCCAUGGCUGAAUGUUAGAUGCACGUGGUGAUGUGUUAUUUGUUUGUUUCAGUUUACUGUGUUAAUAAACUUAAAUCUGGUUCAAAGCCUGUUUCUGGUGUCGCAUAUAUG